UGUAGACGACUCAGUAAACCACAACAGAGCAUAAUAAGCUUUGGAUCCAUAUCAUAGACCUAAGUUAGCUUCCAAGGGAGCCCAAAAACACACACCAUGACCAUGCCCUCUGAAUUCCAUUCCCAGCCCCUGACCACAAUCCUACUCCUCCUCCUCGUCCUCCUUUCAACAGCAUCUCACUUGAUCCUGGAGGCUGUUGCUGCUGAGCAUGAUGAGCAGCAGCCGAUCACACUUCCUGACAAGUGCGGCAACAUAAGCAUUCCUUACCCAUUCGGCAUGAAACCUGGUUGCUUCCGCGAGGGCUUCCAGGUCACCUGCAACGACUCCUUCAAUCCCCAUCGUGCCUACCUUGCCUACGACGGAGUAUUCCAGCGGAUUAAUGAGAUUUACUUCAGGGCGCAGAAAGGGUUGUGUCGGCGUAAUCGUGUUUGGAAUAGAACACGGGAAGAUACGGCCUUGGAGCUCAUCGAUAUAUCAGUUGCAAAGGGUGAGGCGCGCGCAUACGCCGCGGUCUCAUCUCGCUGCAGCGCAAACCAUACCGACUCCUUAAGCAAAUCUCUACGGAUGCGGUUGGGAGAAAAGAUGAGCCCGUUUCUCGUGUCGGUGACGCGCAAUGUUCUCAUCGGCGUAGGCUGGAGAGUCCAGCCUAAGAUGAAUAGCUACUUGUGGUCGGCGUCGGCGUCAGAUGCGUUGUCGGCACAUGGAUAUUCAUCGAAUGAACUCACUAUUUCCUGCCUUUCAUACCUCAUGCGCAUGCCGCAGUUCCUCAAGUUCGCGACCAACGGGUCGUGCUCGGGGCGGGGCUGCUGUAGGGCUGCCUUGCCGGAAGCGGUUGCACUCACCAGGUUUGCAUUGUGGAUCAGUUUCGAUGAACCAAACACCUUGUUUGUGACCAAUCCAUGCUCCUACGCCAUGGUGGUGGAGAGCACAUGGUACAACUUCACCACGCCGGACAUGUACGGUUACGAGGAGAUACCCAAGAAAUUCCCAAGGGGCGUCCCCUUGGUAAUCGAUUUCUCCAUCAGGAAUGGUUCAUGUCCAGAGAAAGGCCAGCAUCCGCCUCCGGACUAUGCUUGUGUCAGUGGCAACAGCUCAUGUUCAAACGCGACUAGUGGCCUGGGCUAUGUCUGCAAGUGUUGGGACCAUUACGAUGGGAACCCUUACAUCGCCAAUGGAUGCCAAGACAUUGAUGAGUGUAAGCUUCGCGAUUUAUAUCCUUGCUCCAGUGACGGGAUCUGCAAAAACACGUUGGGAGGAUAUGCAUGUCCAUGUAAAUCCGGAAUGAAAGGCGAUGGCGUAAAAGGAACCUGCACACAUAUUUUCCCCCAAGCAGCACGGACGAUUUUGGGUGCAACAAGUGGUGUCUUUUUGGUGGCAGUCUUGUCAUUCCUUAUUUUCCUUCGCAAAGAGAAAAGGAAAAUGAGAGAGUUUUAUGAGAAGAACGGUGGGCGUACAUUGGAGAAGGCAAAAUUCAUAAAACUGUUCAAAAAGGAGAAGCUCAAGCCAAUUUUGAAGAGUAGCAAUUUUAUUGGAAAAGGUGGCUUCGGUGAAGUUUACAAGGGCCUUCUUGAUAAUGAACAAGUCGCUGUUAAGAAACCUAUUACUGGUAGUGUGCUAGAGAAUGAACAAUUUGCAAAUGAAGUCAUCAUUCAAUCUCAAAUCAUCCACAAGAACAUCGUUAGGCUUGUGGGUUGUUGCCUAGAAGUUGAUGCCCCGAUCCUAGUCUAUGAGUUUCUCUGCAAUGGUAGCCUCGAUGACAUUCUUCACGACAACAGGAAGGUGCCUCUGAACUUGGAUGUGCGUUUAAGUAUUGCCGCAGAAUCAGCUGAUGGUCUGGUUUAUAUGCACUCAAAAACCAGUACCAAGAUCCUACAUGGUGAUGUUAAACCAGCGAAUAUACUUUUGGAUGAUAAGUUUGUGCCAAAGAUCUCGGAUUUUGGCAUAUCAAGGUUGAUCGCGAGAGACAUACAACAUACUGGAUCUAUCAUUGGUGACAUGAGUUAUAUGGAUCCAGUAUAUCUGCAAACAGGGCUACUAACAGAAAAAAGGGAUGUCUACAGUUUUGGAGUUGUCAUCUUGGAGCUUAUUAGUAGGAAGAAAGCCACACAUUCCGACGGCGGUAGCUUAGUAAACAAUUUCCUUGAAGCUUACAAGAAAGAGAAGAAAGCAACUCCAUUAUUUGACAAGGAAAUUGCGGUAACAGAAGAUUUGGAGAUUAUUGAUAGUUUGGCAUGUAUCGCGGUGGAAUGUCUUAACCUUGAUGUGGAUCAAAGACCAUGGAUGACGGACGUAGCAGAGCGUCUUCUCAUAAUGGAUCGAUCCCGUAAGGCAUAAUUUGCAUUGUAUGUUCCAGUUUGAACAACAUCUGUAUAUGUAAGGGGUCGAAAAUAAUAAGUGACUAUGGACGGGGCAAUCGUCUAUCUUAUUGCUAUUGUGAACAAAAUCCUUCAAGUAGAACCAAGGGAGGUCUCCCAUGGUCCCAAGAAAAUUUGAAAUGUA
Molecule: messenger RNA, 2499 nt
Organism: Triticum aestivum (bread wheat)
Lineage: Eukaryota; Viridiplantae; Streptophyta; Magnoliopsida; Poales; Poaceae
Product: wall-associated receptor kinase 1
Exons: 4
Coding region: 97-2334 (745 amino acids)
Biological process (GO): protein phosphorylation; cell surface receptor signaling pathway
Cellular component (GO): plasma membrane
Molecular function (GO): protein serine/threonine kinase activity; polysaccharide binding; calcium ion binding
Source: RefSeq, a predicted model, not a curated record